ACGCGUCGCACAACCCGGAAGUGUCGGGUUACGUGAAUUCCCUUUAACCGCUGCCAUGCAGUGUGUGUGUGCUGUAACGCAGAGAGAUGAUGAACAGGUUCGGUGCCACUUUUUGUCCUUUUUGGUUCAAAUCUACAUCCGUGAAUGUGUUUAAAACUUUAUUCCGAAAUCCUGCUGCGAGAAAUCAGAGUCUGAGCCGCGGGUUUCACAUCAACAGCCAGCUCAGGACAGGAAAACUGGUCCGUAAUGGUGAGGACAGGAAACCAGUGAUUUGCAUCGAGGGAAACAUCGCGAGUGGAAAGACGACGUGUCUGGAGUAUUUCAGCAAAACCAGCAACAUCGAGGUUCUGACGGAGCCGGUUUCCAAAUGGAGAAACGUUCGAGGACACAAUCCCCUGGCGCUGAUGUACGAAGACCCGGCGAGGUGGGGUCUCACACUGCAGACCUACGUUCAGCUCACUGUCCUCGACCAUCACCUGUCCCAAAUCGCAGCGCCGGUCAGGAUGAUGGAGAGAUCGAUAUACAGCGCAAAGUACAUAUUUGUGGAAAAUCUGUAUAAAAGUGGGAAGAUGCCCGAGGUGGAUUACGCCGUCCUGAGCGAGUGGUUCGAGUGGAUCAUCAGUAACAUCUCCAUUCCUGUAGAUCUGAUUGUUUACCUGCAGACGUCGCCUCAGAAGUGUUUUGAUCGUCUGAAGCAGAGAUGCAGAGAAGAAGAAAAAGUCAUUCCACUGGAGUACCUGCAAGCUCUUCAUCAUCUGUAUGAAGACUGGCUGAUAAAUCACACCUCAUUUAAAGUUCCUGCUCCUGUUCUGGUGAUCCCAGCUGAUCAUGAUCUUCAGAAGAUGCUCCAUCAGUACGAGGAGAACAGAGAGAAGAUCUUCACCGUGCCUCGAGCUUCAUAAAGAGAAACGUUUUGUUCCAGAGGCAGUGUUCAAUCCAGCCGAGUGUGUUUCCUGCCCUGUUUUAACUUCAUUAAGUGUGUGUGUGUGUGUGUGUAUUGGGGUAAGUGUUAAACAAUACUUCAUAAGGGUUAAAUAAUAAUGUAAAAAAUAAAUAAAUAUCAGUGAUAGUAAUUAGGGAUAAUUAUGAAUCUUUGAACUGACAGUGAAUCAAUUUGAUUCAUGAUUCAAAAUCAAUUUUUGUAAGUUAAGAUGAUUUGAUUCAGUGAGUCGAUUCAGUGAGUCAUUUUUUAUUGAUUUAUAUUUUUCCCAGCUGCUAGUCUGUAACGCACACACACACACACACACACACACACACACACACACACAGUGUAAUCUCAGGCUCAGGUGUGUGUAGAGGACCACUUUCUAAUGAAGUUUAUUUGUUAUUUCUUAUAUAUUAUUAUUAUUUAUUUUCCUCAUUUGCAUAUUAAUUGGUAUAUCAUUCAUAUUUAUCUUGCUGUUUAAAUCACAUUCCACAGAUCAGACCUUCAUCCUGUUUCGUAAAGUUAAAACACCGAACACAAGACCAGUUUUUGUAAAGUUUAUUUUUAUUUGUUUGAAGCGUACAAAACCCUGAAAUUCUCAUUAAGGAAGUGGCACGUGUGAUUGGAGGACCAACGGAGACUCUCUGUACUUUUUACUGUCGUAUUGUUUACACUGUAAUUUUAAUAAACCAGUGAGAAACAGA
This is a messenger RNA of Pangasianodon hypophthalmus (striped catfish), 1629 nucleotides long. It is a transcript of the gene tk2, whose product is annotated as thymidine kinase 2. Lineage: Eukaryota; Metazoa; Chordata; Actinopteri; Siluriformes; Pangasiidae. Gene Ontology annotation, biological process: nucleobase-containing compound metabolic process. The transcript has 10 exons. Bases 87 to 902 code for a protein of 271 amino acids. Gene Ontology annotation, molecular function: deoxynucleoside kinase activity; ATP binding. Gene Ontology annotation, cellular component: cytoplasm; mitochondrion. The record is from RefSeq and is a predicted model, not a curated record.